Molecule: messenger RNA, 1747 nt
Organism: Sitodiplosis mosellana (orange wheat blossom midge)
Lineage: Eukaryota; Metazoa; Arthropoda; Insecta; Diptera; Cecidomyiidae
Gene: Sas-6
Product: spindle assembly abnormal protein 6 homolog
Exons: 1
Coding region: 194-1645 (483 amino acids)
Biological process (GO): centriole replication
Cellular component (GO): centriole; centrosome
Source: RefSeq, a predicted model, not a curated record
UACGACGACACAUUUGACAUUUCGAAUUGUGACAUUUCGACUGUCUUCAUAUUUCAAACAUAGAAGUUGUAACAACACGGUCAACAAACGACUGCUAACGCUUGAGCAAGUGCGUACAUUUCAGUAGACUGUGUAAAAAUCGAAAUAAACAAAAAAAAAAACAACAACGCGCGAAAAAGUAAUUUGACGAAAAAUGGAUUACCGAUUUUUCAUUGAUCCAAAAAUGAAAGCAUCCAAGUAUUUGGUGUAUAAAUGUGACAGUUUGCCGAUUGAAAUGGUAUUAGCAACGGAUAAAAUGAACGCCAACUCGUAUGAAGACUACAAUUUCUGCAUUGAAAAGCAUAAAACAAUGAAUCUAAUCCAGAUCCGACUGAGCAGCGUGCGUGAUAAUACGGCCGUAUUCAUUUGUACGAUCGAUAAUUCGAAAUUUGAGCAUUUCAAAGUGGAGCAAUCGUUGUACGUAACAUUUGAGGCGUUUGUGAAUCACAUCACGGAAAUGGUCGAAAAGUGCCGCCAGAAGCAGAUGAAUAUGUUGCUAACGAUGGUGAACAAUGGCUUUGAACCGAACAAACAGCAAAAAUACCGAUUGCAAUUCUACGAGAAGGGAACAUUGAAGAAUCUCGAGCACAUCAGCCUACCAAUCGAAUCGGCACCAUACGAAGUCAUUUUGUUCCAUAUUAAUCAAACGUGCGCCUAUUCGCAAGAAGAAAACCGAAUACUGAUGCAGAAAAAUAACAAUCUUCAAUUGGAGCUGGCUCAAAAGGAUGAACAAAUUGGCCUGCUGAACGGUGUGAUCAAUGGGCAAAAGCAUAAUUGGAUUGAACAAGAGCGGGUGUUGAAAGAACGAUGUAAGGAACAAUUGACUCGACUCGAAAUCGAAAUCAAAGAGCUUAACGAUGGAAAAAAUUACCAAUCACAAGAGUUUGAGAAGCAAAUAUCCGCAUUCAAGGCACGUGUCGAAUCGUUGAUGAAGGAAAACUACACGCUGACCGAACAACUGCAGAACGAACAAAAACAAUCGGCCAAACUGCGCAACGAUGGCAAAAAAGCAUUGAACCAAAUAGCGAAUCUCAAUCAACAGCUCGAGCAAAUGAACGGAGAACGGAUGAACCAACAGAAUACGGUACAAAAAAAUGAUAAAGCGGUAGCGGAUUUACGGAAGCAAAUCAACGAUCUCGAACAAAAAAUGAUGAUAUACAAGAAACAAAAGCAAGAAUUGCUGGCUGAACUGGAGGCAGAGCGAAACAUAUGCCAGAUCAAAAAGGAUGGCUUGAAAAUGGCCACCGAAGAUAUUUGCAAUGCAAACUCAAUCAUUCGCAAGCAGGCGGCUGAGAUUGAUAUUCUGCGAAAGAAAGUUGAACUACGCACCGAAGUGGCAUUGAAACAGGAACAAUUGCUUCGAGAUGCAAACAAAGGGAAAGAAAACAUGGGCAAUGUCAUUGGGAAAAUUGAUGAGGCGUUAAAAAAAAAUACGGAGCUAAGCAAAGACACGGAAAAUCGCAUCCAAGCCAUUCGAGACAAGACUAAUUUGAUUGAAAGCAAAUACAGAGAUCGCAUCGAUGACCUAUACGACAAACUGUGUACCGUUUCACAGCCAAAGCAGUCACAAAACAACAUCAACAAUGCAUUUGGCUAUGGCUACUAAAGCAUAAAUUCUUAGAUUUUUAUUUCAUUUGAAAUGUAAAUAUUCGCACGAUUCGUUCAUUCAAAGUAUAAAUAAAAUUAUUUUUAUAUCGAAAAAAAAAAA